Stomoxys calcitrans (stable fly) is the source of this 4635-nucleotide messenger RNA. RefSeq lists its product as uncharacterized. The coding region runs from base 1 to 4635 and encodes 1544 amino acids. The transcript is spliced from 3 exons. Gene Ontology annotation, molecular function: nucleic acid binding. NCBI's taxonomy places the organism in Eukaryota, Metazoa, Arthropoda, Insecta, Diptera, Muscidae. Gene Ontology annotation, biological process: DNA integration. The record is from RefSeq and is a predicted model, not a curated record.
AUGGUAGUCACUAGAGCGAAUAGUUAUUCCAUUGAACCUUCUGUUCCGAACAGCCUUCAAAUGGAAACGACAACUACGUCAACAACUACAACUACACAGGCUACAGCCAGCACAACAACAACAAGCGUAGCCAACGCAAUGAUGGUCACUUCAGCCGUUUCAAGCCCAGCUGUGUCAGUAACACAGGUGUCAGACACAUUGAAUUCGACGCCAACUACGCCAGAGUUCAGCAGCCUGACAGCCCGAAAUAUAAACCUGGAGAGGCAAGAGGCGGUAAGGCAAAACCAAGAGGCCAGGCGUGAGACGCAUGCAGACGAGCAUUUGCAGCACGUUAUUGAUUCCGCGAUUGGUGUAGGCCAAAUGGAGAUGAUUCGUCUGCUCGACGAGAAAUUAAGAUUAUUGGUGCCACAACUGGUACAGCAGAGCAUGGCCAACUUAAACAGUGCAGCUAAUCGGAAUACGUUGCCAAGCCCAGUUCAAGCACGUGCAGAAGCGCAGGUUAUCCAGCAAGCCCAGGAUUUGCCUAGAGCCCAGCCCGGAGCUAGUGACCACCAGCAACCGCUUAACUACAUGGGUUCGAAUCAGCAACAGCCAGCGCCACAUGCUUAUGCACCUCCGUCCCAAGGAUGGUCGCAACCCCAAUAUCAAAUGGCAUCAAGUAAUGCUUACUUGCCGCAUGAGCAACCGCUCGACCGAUCGAGGCCACUAACGCAAACGAUGGGGGUAGGAUUACCUCCGUCGCAGCCGGCAUAUGGGUACCAGGCGCAGGCAGCACAGUCACCUGCAGCUACAUACCGGAGUGCAGCGAGAAAGUUCGAUGUCGAGAAAUGGAGGCUAAAAUUUGAUGGCACUUCGAAGACGAUUGGGGCUGAAGAUUUCAUGUUCAGACUGGAGCAGUUAAGGGCCGAUUACCAAUGCGAUUGGGAAGAGAUUCUGGUGAAGUUUCCCCAGUUCCUAGAGGGGCCAGCAGAGGACUGGUACUGGAUGCAGCGCAGACUAGACCACAUUCGAAGCUUCCCAGAACUCAAAGAAGCUUUCUUAGCCCAAUUCAGAAAAUUUGAGAGCGAUUUCGAUAUCCAGCGUAAAAUGAUGGACCGUCGACAGGGUGCCCAUGAGUCUUUCGAAGAGUUCUGCAACGCCAUGCUGCGCUUGCGCCACCAGCAGAGAAAGCCCAUGGAUGAGCAAGUAAUGGUGGAGAUGAUGAAAAGCAAUCUAAAGCCACCUAUGGCCGCCUUAGUGUUCCCCAUACGUAUGUAUGGCCUGCAACAUUUCCGCGAGGAAUGCAGGAAAGCAGAGUUGCUGCUAAGUAACCAAAGGCAAGCGGCACAAGCGCACAGGCAACAAUUCGCACCGCGGGUAAACGAGCUGGAAUUUGAGGAACCACCCGAAGAGCUGGAAGUUGAAGCCAUCAGUCGACAAGCAAACUACGUGUGCUGGAACUGCGAGGAACAGACAGGUUCUACCAAAAUAACUAUUUUAAGUAAUAAUAGCAUUAAGGGUGGUGGUGAGAAUAUUGAAUUGAAUAUUAGACUUAAGGAAAUUAGGCCAUGGCAUAUCAGAAUGCAGGAAUAUAACGAAGCUCGAGAGAGGAUAUUUGCUGAAGAAGGUCAGCUUGAAAGGAAAAAGAUUGUAGAAAAGGUGACACGUAUAGAUAAAGCUAGAGAACGUUAUAGGCGAAGGAAAGCUCUCAGGCAAGAAAUUGCUUCAGCCACUUUGUACGAGGGCGAAGAUACAAGGCUCUAUAUGCGCGUAAAGAUUGCAGGAGAGGAAGUAGAAGGUUUAUUGGACAGCGGUGCCACCGUUACAGGUCUAGGGAAAGGGUGCUUGGAGUUGGUGGAGAAAAUAGGGCUGCCCAUAUUUCCAUAUAGAUCUGUCAUUAUGACCGCCGAUGAGACUCCGCACGCGAUUGUGGGGCGCAUAAGGGCAAAGAUAAAAGUGAAAAAGUCUGAAGAGGAAGUUACAUUCUUUUUAAUACCAACUUUGGGUAAAGCGUUAUACCUUGGUGUUGACUUCAUGAAGAAGUUUAAACUAGUAGCCACCAUUGAGAGCUUAAGCUUGGAGGAAGAAGAAGACAAGCCGAAAGACCCAUCGCAACACUGCUUGAGGAGUGAAGAGAAGCUACGCCUAGACGAGGUCAUCUCUAUGUUUCCGUCAUUUGAGGUGAGGGGCCUGGGGAAGACACUAUUGGAGGAACACAGUAUCGAUACCGCAGAGGCUGAACCCGUCAAACAGAGGCAUUAUCCCGUAUCUCCUGCCGUUCAGCAACUGAUGUAUUCGGAGCUGGAUAGGAUGAUUGCCAUGGGAGUCAUUGAGCAGAGUCAAAGCCCGUGGAACAACCCGGUUACCUUGGUGCGCAAGGGCGCUAAAAACCGAUUGUGCCUCGAUGCGAGGAAGUUCAAUGCCCUCACGGUAAAAGAUGCCUACCCACUUCCGAAUAUUGAAGGCCUGCUGAGUAGGCUGGGAGACACGCAUUUUAUCUCGAGUGUGGAUCUGAAAGAUGCGUUCUGGCAGAUCCCUCUCGAGAUAAAAAGCCGGGAGAAGACGGCGUUCACCGUGCCGGGAAGACCCUUGUACCAUUUCACAGUCAUGCCUUUUGGGCUGUGUAAUGCGGCCCAAAGGUUAUGUCGAUUAAUGGACAAGGUCAUCCCAGGGCAUCUGCGGGAGCGAGUGUUCGUCUACUUGGACGACUUACUCAUAGUGUCACCCGAUUUCAGGACCCAUUUGGAGCUGUUGGCGCAAGUGGCGAAAGCCUUGACGAAUGCCGGACUUACAAUCAACGUUGCCAAAUCGAAAUUUUGCUUUCGGGAGCUCAGAUAUUUGGGCUACAUUGUCGGGGAAGGAAAAUUGAAGCCAGACCCCGAGAAAGUGUCCGCCAUACUGGAGUGUGACUACCCCAAAACUGUGAGGCAGGUCAGGAGAUUCACUGGCAUGACCGGAUGGUAUCGCCGAUUCAUCCCGGACUAUGCGACAAUAGCAGCACCGAUAUUCCAAACGCUCAAAAAGAGUAAGACUUUUGCGUUCGGUGAGGAAGCCAGGGUGGCCUUCCGGAAAUUGAAGGACGCACUCACCCAAAGUCCCGUUUUACGACAUCCUGAUUUUGCCAAGCCGUUUUUCGUCCAGUGUGACGCAUCGGAUGUGGGAAUUGGGGGAGUUCUCUUUCAGAAGGACGAAGAUGGAAGCGAGCACCCGAUUGCCUUCAUGUCCCAGAAAUUAACACCGGCGCAAAAGAAUUACUCUGUGACCGAGCGUGAGUGUCUGGCUGUGGUGAUGGCCAUAAAGAAGUUCCGACCCUACAUUGAGCUAAUGCCAUUUACUGUGAUUACGGACCACUCUUCGUUGAAGUGGCUAAUGUCCAACAGAGAGCUCGGUGGGAGAUUGGCUAGAUGGAGCUUGUUGCUCCAGGGUCACAACUUCGGCAUAGAACACCGCAAAGGAAGCCAGAACGUGGUCCCAGACACUCUAUCGCGAUUGGAUUUGGAGGAGCUAUGCGAAGAAUUUGCCAGCCUUGUGGAUCUCGACGCAGACGAGUUCAAAGAUGACGAGUAUUUGGACAAAAUAAAAACUAUCUCCGACAACGGAGAAUCAUUGCCAGACCUGAUGGUUAAGGACGGCCUCAUCUACAAAAGGACAAUCCCUGUGACUGUGGACAUGCCAUGCGAGGAUUAUGUUUGGAAGCUAUGGGUUCCAUCACGGUUGACGACAAACACCAUAGCAAAGGCACAUGAACCGACUACGGCGGCACAUGGAGGUUUCCAUAGAACUCUGAAAAGGUUACGAGAGCUGUACUACUGGCCAAACAUGAGUGCACAGGUCCGUGAUUUCAUAAAGAGGUGUGAGAUCUGUAAAGGGGCUAAGCCCAAUUAUCAAAAUAUGCAACAGCCUAUGGGACCAGAGUACAAAAUAGACAAACCUUUUCAGAAGAUUUAUGUAGACUUCCUAGGGCCGUACGUCCGGUCGAAGGCCGGUAAUUCAUACAUUUUUAUAGUCCUUGAUCACGUCACUAAAUUCGUGCUGUUGAAGCCCAUGUCCAAGGCCACCUCGAGAAACGUAAUUAAGUUUUUGACCGGUGAGAUGUUUCACAAAUUUGGAGUUCCAGAAAUUGUCAUGUCGGACAAUGGAAAACAGUUCGUGGGGAAAGAUUUUUCCAACUUCUUAGACGUGCAGGGAGUAAUUCAUUAUAAGACUGGACUGUACUCGCCGCAGGCGAACGCAUCCGAAAGGGUAAACCAGUCGAUUUUGGCGGCUAUUAGGUCUUAUUUGGAUGGCGACCAGAGGGAAUGGGACCAAAACCUAUCAGCUAUAGAGUGUGCUUUGCGUUCAUCUGUGCACUCGUCAAUUGGAAUGACGCCUUAUUUCGCGCUUUUUGGCACGAAUAUGGUGACACAUGGAAGUGUCUAUCGCUUGGCUAAGCAAUUGUCUUCAAUGAGGGACCCAGAAUUUAACGCUUUGCCCAAAGCUACUCAUUUGGAGUUAGUCAGAGAAGAAAUUCGAAAGAAUCUCGAAAAAAGUUACAAAGAGCGGUCUACAAAAUACAAUACCCGCGCGCGAGAGAUAGCAGAGGAAUUAAGUCCCAGGGAUCUCUAUAGCAGUAAGGAACAAGCUGUAGAACAGCCGUCGUCUUGUGGUAAACUGUAG